Messenger RNA from Pogona vitticeps (central bearded dragon), 3671 nucleotides. RefSeq names its product protein tyrosine phosphatase non-receptor type 22 (gene PTPN22). Lineage: Eukaryota; Metazoa; Chordata; Lepidosauria; Squamata; Agamidae. Gene Ontology annotation, biological process: T cell receptor signaling pathway; protein dephosphorylation; negative regulation of T cell activation. The record is from RefSeq and is a predicted model, not a curated record. Gene Ontology annotation, molecular function: non-membrane spanning protein tyrosine phosphatase activity. Gene Ontology annotation, cellular component: nucleus; cytoplasm.
UACAAAUAUUUGAUCAUGAUCAGCUUCACCUGGUUUUCCAGUAUGGAUCAAAGAGAAAUUGUCAUCCAAAACCUGGAAAGGGCCAAAAGUAUCAUAUGCAAUACAGAGGAGUUUACAAACGAAUUUUUGAAACUGAAAAGGCAAUCAGCAACCUGCAAAGCAGAUAAAAUCUACCCAACGUAUACCUCUGAGAGACCAGAAAAUGUCAGCAAGAACCGAUAUAAGGACAUCUUGCCAUAUGAUCACAGCAGAGUAAAGCUAUCUCUUAUCACAUCAGAUAAAGACUCUCAUUAUAUCAAUGCAAAUUUCAUCAAGGGUGUGUAUGAGCCAAAGACUUACAUAGCUACCCAAGGUCCCCUUUCCACAACUGUGGUAGAUUUUUGGAGGAUGAUUUGGGAAUACAAAGUCCAGAUUGUGGUGAUGGCUUGCCUGGAAUUUGAAAUGGGGAAAAGAAAAUGUGAGCGUUACUGGGUGGAAGUGGAUGAGACCCCACUCCAUUUUGGCCCUUUCUGUAUUUCCUGCGAGGCUGAAAAAGAGAGAAAGGAAUAUGUGAUUCGUAUUUUGCAGGUGCAACUGAAUGACAGUGAAAUCAGAACAGUCUAUCAUUUUCAUUACAAAUGUUGGCCAGAUCAUGAUGUCCCCUCUUCAAUCAACCCAAUUCUUCAGCUCAUAUGGGAAAUGCGCUGCUACCAAGCACACAGCGAAGUACCUAUCUGUGUGCACUGCAGUGCAGGCUGUGGGCGAACAGGAGUCAUCUGUGCCCUUGACUACACCUGGAGCUUGCUAAAAGAUGGAAUUCUUCCAAUGAACUUCAGCAUUUUCAAUAUGAUUCAGGAAAUGCGCACACAGAGGCCUUUAUUGGUGCAGACUCAGGAGCAGUAUAAAUUGGUCUAUGAUGCUGUGAUUGAGCUAUUUAAAAGGCAGCUUGAAGAAUUUUCCAGAAAUUCUGAUGCCACUGCUAUGGAGAGUGAAACACACCAAAGAGCAACCCAAGCAUCCCAGGCUCUCAAACGUCUAAGCAGUUCAGUGAGAGAGGAAGAAGAGAAGUCUCAGUUUUCUUGUCAUGGUGUGUGUGGCAUGGACACACUUGACCAAUCCAGAAAAAAUGCUUCGCCAGUGAGACAAGCAUUUUCUGUUGGCCCCUUGAACACCAGCACCAGCAGAAACAUGGCUGCCACCGCAGAAUGGAACUCUUGGUUGGCCAGGCAGACGCUCCAUAAACAUCACAGUUUGGACUUUGUAAAUCUCUUUUGGACAGAACUAUCUCUCCCUUUGAAACCUGGGGAUAAAACUGGGAUAAACCUAGACACAAAGCUGCCUCUAGCACGGACUAAAUCAAUCCCUUUUGAAUUAGUAUCGCACAAAACAUCCGAAAUGCUGUCAGGAAAGGGCUCUGGAUCCUGUCUUGCUCUAGACUCAAGUUCUUCACAUAACCUAUCAACUGACACUCGGCGUUGUAUUUUCAGAAAGCUACGCCAUCAGCCAUGUACUUGGUCAUCAGAAGAUCCUUACUUUUCUUCUCUCUCAUCUGAUGAGCCAUGUUCCCCAGCACUUCCGGCCCCUGCUGUGAGCCCAAUUGAAUCUGUUUCCUCAGUUUCCUCUGCUGUGGAUCUCACAGACCAGUCUUUGGAUAGCACCAGUCUGGACCAUUCUUUGUACAGCUCUCAGGCCCAGAAUACUCACCUUUUGGAUGCAAUGGUAUCAUCUCACCAGACAGGUUCUCCUCAACUGGAUGAAGAUAAUCCUCCUCCAUUGCCCAAAAGGACCCCUGAAUCAUUUAUUAUACCUGGAGAAGAGGAUACUCCUUUGUUGGCAGCUUCCAGCAACCAACAGACAUUCAAGAAUGAGAAAAUCAGAAUCUCUAAAGAAUGGAGCAGCAUGUCUCAGCUGAAAUUUUUUGAUGAGUCUGUGAGAUUGAGGCCAAAUAAGAGUCUGAAACUACAGCGACCCGGAUCAGAGAUUCAUCAAGAUCGGUCUCCAUCACCUUCCCCUCCCCCACUGCCUGAAAGAACUCCUGAGUCAUUUAUUCUUGCAGAUGAGGAAUCUCAGCCAUCUGUGAUAAACAAUGUUGUGAGCCUUGGAGACACUGGAAUGAAAUCAACAGAGAAGUCAUCAAAGGACACAAAAUGUUUUAGGAGGAGCAAGAGCUUGAAAAUAUUCCAAAAUGUGAAAAACAGUAUUUGUGGUCCAUCUUCAUUAGUAAAACCCACUGGUCCAGAGCAGGCAAAUCACUUUCCCUCUGUUCUCAGUUUUGGUCAUGAAAAAAUGCUUAAGGGCAUUGGAAUGAAGAAUUUUGAAACUACUUAUUCUAGAGUAGUUGCAUUCUCUUCCAAAAGGCCGCUCCCGGAUGAGUGAUCCUAAGAAUAUGGCUUUGCUAACCGAUUUUCAAAACCCAAAGGACCAAGAGAUCCUCCGGCAAAUUGGAACGUUUAGUAGAACUUCAUAGAUGCCCUUGUUUCUGCUACCGCAGGCUUAUCUUGCUAUUCAACCUUUGGUUGCUCAAUGUCGUUUGCAACAGGACAAUGAUUUUGAACAAAAAAGUCUUUCUUGUAAUGCCAAAAGACAGGAGAGUCUGUUUCCCUCAGAGACUGUAUGCAAUACCACCUUAUCUAUUCAGGGGAACUGGACUGCAUCCAGAAUAAAUGGGAUAACUGUGUUAGUUCCUGGUUCUUUUGAAGCAGCAAUCAUGUCCAGUUUGAUAAAAUGGAAGCAAGUGCUGGAGAUCAAACUUUCCCAGAAGCCACAGCUUCUUAACCUGGAAAUGCUUCCCUCCCAGAAUUUGUAAAGUGUAGUUACAAGCAAUGAUGUGGCUCAGCUUAGUAAUGAAAGAGUUGCACUGUUGCUGUAUUUAUUAGUCAUUCAUAGAUUUCAAGUAUAUAUCUGAAAUGCAAAUAUGAGCCCUUAGGCUUAUUCUGGAAGGAAUGAAUCUGUUACAGGAGACACUCUUUGCAUGAAUGUAGUGGGUAUGAGGGAAUGGCUGGUGAACACCUCUGUGCUUUUGCUACACUGUUACUGUGUCCGGUGUGCAAACUGUGCAGCCACUAAGCACCCACAGAUGUCCUUUGCUGAAAUAUCAACAAACAGACACAUUUGGCUGCUUCCUUUUAAAAUAGAAUAUAUUUUUCCUACAAAUGACAACUGUAAUUUCCCAACCUAUAGAUGGUUCUGGUUUUUGGAAAUAAUUCUUGACAACCUGAGUAGCUCUGUAGAUGUUUUCCCAAUGUUCAUAACUGGGAGUCCAUUAUAUAUUCCCUCAGUAUUCAUGUUUUAGCCACCAUUUUUUCAGAUUGUAAAACGGGCCAAGAUUGAACCUAUUUAGAGGAUUUUCUUAUUUGCCUUUUCACUGCUCAUCGUUGAGAUUUACUACAAUGAAAUCAUGAGUUAGAACUUUGGGACCAAAAUAGGUUAAUGUCUCUCAGUAGUAUGCCAGUGGUGGCUAAAGGAGGAGGCAUUUGCAUUGUAGACGCACACUCAAAUAAGUGAGAGAAGUUAAAUGGUAGAGGGGAAAGCAAAGACAGGUGAAAAAUCAGAUAAAACUGACCACUAGCCUUUACUUUUAGAAAAACAGUAACUUGAAAAGUUAUUACUAGAAUUUAAACACAUUCUAGAGCCUUUACUGAAAUGUCAAUGUGGGAGAUGUAAUUAAAAUUAAAUAUUUAUUUCAUAUGCCA